Molecule: messenger RNA, 3679 nt
Organism: Harpegnathos saltator (Jerdon's jumping ant)
Lineage: Eukaryota; Metazoa; Arthropoda; Insecta; Hymenoptera; Formicidae
Exons: 6
Coding region: 310-3402 (1030 amino acids)
Source: RefSeq, a predicted model, not a curated record
CCCCUCCCCCCGUCUCGCCCCCUCCGCACGUGUGAUCGUGGUGCCGUUUCGAUCCUGCGUCCUUCCACUUCAACCUUCACCUUCGCGUGGCGUGGAGGAGGAUCCCGGGUCCUCGCGCUCUCUCGCCGGUCGCGCUCUCUGGCAGUGUCGCGAGGAUGACGGAGUAGCAGCGAGAGAGUUUAGCGGGAGAUAUUCACGCAGUGUUGUCGCGAUUUGACGAGAGACAUAGGGGACGCGAGCAGUGAGAUCUCGUUUUCCGCGUGCGACUUGUGACAUGUUUCUAAUGGGAAGGUCCUGACUGUGGGAGAGAUGGAUCCUCGAAGAGUCUUGCUGUUUUCAGCGUUGCUGGCAUGCGCUCUCGGCGCAUCGCCGUCGUCCUUCAAGAACGCCCGGGACAUGGAACGGCCGGACCUGGCUCGACGCGCUCGCAGGAUCGGCUUGAACGAGUACCUGGUCCCACCGCCACCGCCAAAGUUCCCGCCCGGCAGGACCGCGAGGUUGGUACCUCCGACCGAGUCGGGCUACUUCUCCAAGCUGAUGAGCUGGUUGAACCCCUUCAACUACGUUCCUUCGUCGCAAUCGCCGCCGCUACCGCCACCGCCACCGCCACCGCCGCGUCUCGAAGCUCACCCCCAUCAGCCGAAGUUCAUCCAACCUCCUCCUCCUCUCCCGCCGAUUUCCGGCUCAUCCGCGAGCGGUUAUGGUGACUCGUCGCCUCCGAUUUACGACAGGCCACCUUUACCGCCGAUCUUCAACCACCAUUCCACGGAGCAUCACGCCCCGAAGAGGAACUGCAAUCCCUGCGACAAAGUGCCUUGGGUGCCGAUCAACGCCGACGCGCCUCAUCACUCGUCGGCCGACGCGUCCUUCGUCGCAGCACCGUCGCUGCCGUCGCUGCCGCUGCAGUCGUCACCCUCGGGCGGGGGCUACUUACCACCCCAAAACCCUAGCACUCAUGACGCCUACCACGCUGCCUCGCAACAAGUCCGGGCUCCAGACCUCUCGUUCGCGCCACCGUCGUCCACCGCGAGCCAGAACGCGGCCUUGCUCAGUCCGCUACCGAGUCCACAAUUAUACCCCGGAGCGAGCCCUCCGCUCUUUCAAGCGACGGACUUUAAUUACCCCGUCCAGCUACCCACUCUAGGCGGAAUCGCGGAGUACCUGGACGCAGCCCCACCGUCUGGCAACGAUCCCCUCUUGAGCAAUGACGUCUUCCCGACUGUAGCGGCUUCGGCUCCUAAUAACGCGCAUCUUCGGCAAAACAUCUAUCCGAGUGGCUCCUGGGCUCACUCGAGUCCAGGGCUCGCUCAUCAGGAUUUCGGCUACACCCCUACUGGCGCGAGCAACAGUGGAUUGGGAGAGCCGCACGUUCAGAGUCUCGGCGGUCAUGGUGAUUUGUUCUCCAGCGGCAGCCAGGUCACUCAAGGUCAUGCGGUGGAUCCUGCGGUGAACGCGCAAAAAUUCGACGACACCGUGGGUCAUCAUCGAGUCACGCUCGGUCCUACGGAUCAGCGAGGCUUCUUCGGCGGUUUGGCUGUCGCGGAUCAUCAGUCUUUGGGAGCGGGAGCGGGAGCGGGCGAUCUUCUCGAUAACUCCAGCAGGAUCGUCCCGAAUCCCCCCAGUAACUAUGGAAUUUCCGGCCUGGACCGGCCGCCGAACAAUUACGAGCAUCGCUACAACGACUUGUCCUCCAGCAGCAGCGUCGUUACGGAUUCCCACGCGCCUCCGCGCGCCGCGGAUGGAUCUGCCGCGAAGAUUGAAGAUCCAAUACAUUUUGAAGAGUCACCGUUGCUAGAUCUCACGCACAAAGGUGAAAGUCGGACGGACUUGUCCCCGAUACCGCCGACCUCUAACGCGCUCACGGACUCGAACGAGAGUGCCGAGACCGGCCGCGCUGCGACGACCUUGCCGCCCGGCGUCGAGCUCUUCGGCGUCGGCGGUGUUCCAGGUGCUCCCGCCUACACGGAGUCGCGCUUCCCCGCGAACGGCCUGCUGAAGACGAUCGAGUUGUCGGGGUCGCUCGACCCCGACAAGUCGAACUCGAUCGACGAGAGCGCGAACGCUCAGGUCGCCAGCGGUGUUUACCACGGCCCGAGAACGGAGCCCGGAGAACAGAAAGUCUCCUACUUUCAGUCGCUCAGUCACAGCUUGACGGGAUACUUCCGACCAGAUGUCUCGUCGACGACUUCGAGGAGCACGGAGAGAGGAUCGUUCUGGGGCUCCUCGGCGAACGUUUACGUUGACGGCCAGCAGGCUGAGUAUGAUGGCUCGGCUGAAAAUGUCGACGUCGAUGCCGAGGACACGAACGACACUCGGGACGUCAGCCAGCAGGGCCCGAAGAGAAAUAAAAAGGUGCAGGUAAUUAUACCGUACACGUCGAAGCACACGCCGGUUCCGUUCCAGCCGGUGCGCGAGCAGAAUUACGGGCGAAAGGUCUCCUACAGAGGCGACUCCGGCCGCGACAAUUACGUGAGCGAAGAGUCGCGGAGCAAGAUUAAAGUGACCGAUCUGCCGGUGAACCCCAGCCGUCGUAAGCACCCGCAGACGUGGCAGAACGCGACUGUUGCGAUAUCGGAAGAAGUCACCGGCAAGCCGGCGGCCGGCAUUAAGGUGAACAACUCCAUAGACGUGCACAGACUGCAGAAGAACAUCGACAAUUGGACGAUACAGGAAUACUCGAAGGGCACAACCGCCAGCACGAUAUCGCCCAGCUCCGCCAAGACGUAUCUCUUCCCCUCGAAGCAGAUUCCGGACAAGUACCUGACAACCACCGAGCCCAUCGAUCACGCGGACGAUUCCCGAAACGUCAAGGACGAAAGCGUCAAGAGCUUCACGUUGGGCGGCUUCAGCUUCAACGAUCAGAAAUACGAGGCCUCGUCCAGCAACCGCGUGGAGGGACCUCGGAUACAAGUGAUAAUAGGAGACAAGGAUCAACACAAGGUCUCCAGCGAAGGCUCCGUCGACAUCGUCACCGCACGUACCAUUAACGAUCACUUCACAUGGCAAGGUUUCCCCAUGGACUUUUCUUUGGUGAGCAAGGAACGGGUGUACGUGGUGACGCCUCAGCCUGUCGUGACUACUCCCAGGACGACGACGACGAUGGCGGUGGAGAGGAGCCCGAAAGCCUCGACAGAGGCUUCGGAGGUUGACACCGACACCGGGGUGAUAACGAACAGGACCGACCCGUUCGAGUCGAUCGAGAAGGCCUACCAGGUGCUGCCUCAGGCUGUGAAUAACUUGGCGGUGGCUUCCACCGGUCCCGACAGUGUUCCACUCUGGGGCAUCAUGGAGCACGAGGAGUUCGGCUCGCUCGGCGAUAGCGACCAGGACGAUCACGAGGACGAAGCUGAGAUCCCUGUGCUGUACGAAGGACACUCGAAGGUGUCGCGUGCCAGGCGAUGACGCAUCUACAUGGAGAAUGCUAAAGACAAUUGUUGGUGCGUACGUGGACAGAGUGCCUGAUAGUGUGUGUUUCAUUUCUUGAACUUCGAGCGCGUUUCACGAUUCCCUCCCUCGAUUCGACGACAUCUUCGUCGCGAACGGCUUCGUGCCUCGAGCUUACGAGGUAAGGUUACGUAGUAAGUGAUUAUCGUGGCCAGUACUGCGGAUCGAUGUAUCUCGUGAUCCGGACGAGUGUCUUUUUGUAAGUUUCCAUCAAAAGUAACCCCACAAUAAAUCC